CCAGCCAGAAGUAAUGGAUACACUAUUAUCCCGAAGCUCGGUAGUCAAUGAAGUUGACAACAACAGACGUACUGCUCUGCAUAUAGCAGUUGAAGAAGUGUACGUAGAAUGCGUCAAAGUGCUGCUGCGUUAUCAUUGCGACGUCAAUCUCCAGGACAUGUAUGGCUAUACAGCGUUGCACUAUGCGAUCAGGAACAACACGUUCGAUGUUAUCGACGCGUUAUGCAUCGAGAGUGUCGACUUCACAUUAAAUGACAAUGGGGGCUUUAACAUUCUGCAUUAUGCCGCGGUCGUGGGCAACGUUUAUGCAACAAAGAGGCUGGUUACACAAAUGCCUCACUUGGUGGAUGUAAAAAUGAAGAACGAUGGAAAUACAGCGUUGCAUCUAGCAGCGUUAAAAGGAAACAGAGAAGUCGCGGCCACCCUUCUUUCGCAGAAUGGCGGCCGCGCCAAAGUCGAUUUGCGUAACGAUCUAGGAAAAACGCCACUGCACUUAGCAACUUUGGAAGGACACUUGCCGCUCGUCGAGCUACUGGUACAUCAUAAUGCGGACGUCGGCAAUAUAGAUAAGAACGGUGACACCGUACUGCAUAUUGCGUGCAAUUUAGCCAAGAGCAAGAGCCAAAAAAUUGUGUCUAUACCCGAAAGU
This is a messenger RNA of Wasmannia auropunctata (little fire ant), 649 nucleotides long. RefSeq names its product E3 ubiquitin-protein ligase MIB2-like. Gene Ontology annotation, cellular component: cytoplasm. The annotation marks the transcript as partial. The transcript has 2 exons. The record is from RefSeq and is a predicted model, not a curated record. Gene Ontology annotation, molecular function: protein binding; ubiquitin-protein transferase activity. NCBI's taxonomy places the organism in Eukaryota, Metazoa, Arthropoda, Insecta, Hymenoptera, Formicidae. Gene Ontology annotation, biological process: protein ubiquitination.